CAGCUCGACUCCCUUGUAACAUGGACGCAACAAAGUUUAAAGAAAUGGAGAGCGUUAAAGGCGACAACGAGACGCCGGCGGCGGCAGCGGCGCCGCGGGACGCCUACAAGGUUGCAUACAUAAUCCACUUCUUGCUGGGCGCCGGGAGUCUGCUGCCGUGGAAUGCCCUGAUCACCGCCGUGGACUAUUUCGGCUACUGUUACCCGGGGAGGCACGUCGAGAAGGUGUUCUCCGUGGCGUACAUGAGUUCUUCUCUGGCGGUGUUGGGCGCGAUGCUGGGAUUGGGGCGGCGGAAUCCGAUCACCAAGCUCUGGUUCAGGCUGAGAAUGAACCUCGGGUUUUCCAUGUUUGUUCUGUCUCUCAUCAUGACUCCCGCCCUGGACUGGUGGUUUAAAGACAACAAGCAACCGGGGAGAUGCGCGGCCGCCUACUCCGCCGUGGUUGCGUCCGUCGUCAUCUGCGGUUUGGCCGACGGCUUGAUCGGAGGAACCCUCUUUGGCUCUGCCGGCAAACUGCCUAAGCAGUACAUGCAAGCAAUUUUUGCUGGCACCGCCUCUUCAGGGGUUUUAAUUUGUGCGUUGAGAAUCAUAACGAAAGCGUCGCUUCCGCAAACGGCACAGGGGCUGAAAACCAGCGCGCACUUGUAUUUCAUAGUGAGCACGGCGAUAGUGAUAGGUUGCAUUGGGUGUUGCAACCUGCUGUACAAGUUGCCGGUGAUGCAGCAGCUGGUGGACGACGACGGCGGGGGGCGGAAUUCGAGCCCGGCGCCGAGAUUCUGGAGCGUGGCAAGGGCCAUCAAGUGGCCGGCGUUUGGGAUCUUCACGAUUUACACCGUCACGCUGUCCAUCUUCCCGGGAUUCCUAGCGGAGAACAUAGAGUCAGAGUUGCUGAAAGACUGGUACCCCAUUCUGCUGAUCACGGUCUACAACAUCUCGGAUUUCUUGGGGAAAUCCAUGACCGGAAUUCACGUGGUGAAGGGGAUCGGAAAGGCGACGUGGGGUUGUGUGGGGCGGCUUUUGUUGUAUCCCAUGUUUAGCCUCUGCCUCCACGGGCCGAGGUGGUUGAAAACCGAGACGCCCAUCGUGCUGCUCACCGUCACGCUGGGGAUAAGCAACGGCUACUUGACCAGCGUGCUCAUGAUUCUGUCCCCCAAAUCGGUGCCCCUUUCGGACUCAGAGAUAGCAGCCAUUGUCAUGGCGGUUUUUCUGGGGAUGGGUUUGGUUGCAGGCUCAGUUCUUGGCUGGGUUUGGAUCAUAUGAAACCAUAUUCUCUUCCAAUGCCGCAGAGCAGAGGUUGUUUUUUGUGCACCACACCACAUAGUGCUUAGCUUUCACCCUUUAAUUUUGAAUAUAAUGUAAAAUUAGAAUUUGAGAAGCAGAGAUCUUAUCCUAUGAAAUUUAUACUAAAAUCACUAAAGUUGAUAUGUUUAUAUA
Ipomoea triloba (trilobed morning glory) is the source of this 1433-nucleotide messenger RNA. Its product is annotated as equilibrative nucleotide transporter 8. The record is from RefSeq and is a predicted model, not a curated record. Bases 21 to 1259 code for a protein of 412 amino acids. Gene Ontology annotation, molecular function: nucleoside transmembrane transporter activity. The transcript is spliced from 2 exons. NCBI's taxonomy places the organism in Eukaryota, Viridiplantae, Streptophyta, Magnoliopsida, Solanales, Convolvulaceae. Gene Ontology annotation, biological process: nucleoside transmembrane transport. Gene Ontology annotation, cellular component: plasma membrane.